Molecule: messenger RNA, 1101 nt
Organism: Fusarium coffeatum
Lineage: Eukaryota; Fungi; Ascomycota; Sordariomycetes; Hypocreales; Nectriaceae
Exons: 2
Coding region: 1-1101 (366 amino acids)
Source: RefSeq, a predicted model, not a curated record
AUGAAAGGCACCACGCAACAGGAGUUGCGAAGCCUCGUGGUAUCAACGAAAUCACAGGCAUCCGCAAAUGUCUCUGACGCUCACUCCGAAGGACUGGAAAAACCACUUGGGCAAUCUUCACCAUCGUGGCUUAGGAGAGUGGGUUUCACCAUACCUCUUCUCAUCAUUCCAAUUGCCUAUGCCAUUCUCCUCGCCAUUAUGUUUCAUCUCCAUGGGAAGAAACAGAACUCUUUCGGCGAUACAAUACUCGAGGUUGUCAGUGUCGCUUCUACGUUAUGGCCGAUCUUAUUCGCAGCAGUACUUGGUCCACUGCUCAAGACUAUCGCACUCUUCCGAGCCGAACGAGGAUCGACGUUAGGCUCUCUCGGAUUCCUAUUGACUAGUCAGACCACAACAUCUGCUCUGAAGAACUUUACAACCAUGGGCUGGAUUGGUAGCUGGACUAUGGUUAUUAUUAUAGUCUGGUCCCUCAGCCCUUUAGGAGGCCAAGCCGCUCUCCGGUCAUUGCACCUUCAGCAGAAUCCUAUAUGGAAAGAACCACAGGCAACAUACUAUCUUGGCAAUAACAAGAGCGAGAUCUACAAUUAUUAUCGCCUCGGAGCCAACGUGUUUUCUGGUGCAUCUUCCAUGGUGUCCCUUAUUUCUGAUAUGAGAACCAUCAUUUCUACCUCAUUCUCAACACAGGAUAUCCUAGUCUCUCAUGCCAAUAGCAGCAGCCCUCACUACAACGAUACCAUCGCUGAACUUGGAGGGAAGUGGGAAGCUUCGCGCAGUGGACGCAGAGAUCUAUGGCGAAACGUCCGUAUCCCUUUCAUUGAACUAUUGCCAGGAUAUAGGAGCGAUGAUCCAAAUGCUUGGAUACCCGUUCCUAAGGAUGAAAUCGUCCCUUACGCUUCGCUGAUAGGACUUCCAAUCAGAAAUGGCUCCUUUGAAAGGCCAGGAAACUCGACAAUGAUAGUUCAUUUCCAUUAUAUGACCCUUUCAUGUGGGAGAGCCUUCAAUGGAAGCGAAUGGGUCAGCAACGGCUCGACAGCACUAACACUCCACAACACCAGUCUCAAUGUUCCUUUGAAAGAUCAAUACCUGGGUGGGAUGGCAUAG